This is a messenger RNA of Carassius gibelio (silver crucian carp), 8418 nucleotides long. RefSeq names its product rho-associated protein kinase 2. Bases 774 to 5159 code for a protein of 1461 amino acids. Gene Ontology annotation, biological process: regulation of cell junction assembly; regulation of actin cytoskeleton organization; Rho protein signal transduction. The record is from RefSeq and is a predicted model, not a curated record. Lineage: Eukaryota; Metazoa; Chordata; Actinopteri; Cypriniformes; Cyprinidae. Gene Ontology annotation, cellular component: centrosome; cytoplasm; cytoskeleton. The transcript has 31 exons. Gene Ontology annotation, molecular function: Rho-dependent protein serine/threonine kinase activity; ATP binding; small GTPase binding.
UCGGACAUCGCUAGUGGAUGUCAGAGAAACGAGCUCGAGCUACCUGCAGGAACACCGAAGAACUGAUCCGCGGGACUGGCGCGAGAGACCUAAUCCACCAACGACAUGUGGAGACACUUGAGGAAAGCGCUUGCGAGUAACUUAAAAUAACUAACUUUAUCAGGAAUUUUUUUUAUAAUACAUAUAAAACGCGCCGGUUCCGUUUCAGGUCGCAGUUUAGUGUGUUGCAGGAAUGCGUUGGAGUUUGUGCUCUGUUCGACUCCAACAGAUGCUCGUCUUUGAACAACAGCGACGUUGUUUAUGAAUUGGGGAAGAUUUGAAGCCAGGCUCAGCCAGUCCGGAGCACCCGAGAGAGAGGGGGAGAGAGGAGACGAGGGGAGGGAGGAGAGAGGAGAGAGGCGGGGAGGAGAGGGGCGCCCAGAAAACGCCCUGCUGCUGAAUCCUCUCAAAAUUAAAACUUUAUCGCGCCAUUAACGGUACGCUCGCACUGAAGGAUGAGAAGUUUGAUUCGGCUCAAUUGUUUAAAGUAGCCACUUCAUAGAUUGUUGUGAGGGGGAAAGUUUGGAAAACCUCAAUUGUUCCCAUUGGAUUAUUUUUUUUUUGUCCGCUUUAUUCUGGACAAGCACGGGGUACUUUUUGGAGGGCGGCGAGUAGGAGGCUGUCUAGGCCCGCUGCUCGACAACUUGAAAUAAGAUCUUGUAUCUUUAAUGUGAACCAGAAAAGUUGGGCAGAUCGCUCGUCAUUGCUCAGACUGGCGCCAGGACAAAGCAAAAAUGUCGCUAGGAGCGGAGAGAAGGAUGGAAACCCGGUUGAGAAAACUGGAAGCCAUGCUCAAAGAGCCGCGGUCUGCGAUCAACUUGGAAAGUUUGCUGGACUCCAUGAAUGCCAUGGUUUUAGAUUUGGAUUUUCCAGCCUUGCGUAAAAAUAAGAACAUUGAGACCUUCUUGAACAGAUAUGAGAAAGUUAUGGGCCAAAUGAGGGAGCUCCAGAUGAAGCCGGAUGAUUUUGACCGAGUGAAGGUGAUCGGUAGAGGAGCGUUUGGAGAAGUCCGGCUGGUUAGGCAUAAGGCCUCUCAGAAGGUGUAUGCAAUGAAGGUGCUCAGCAAGUUUGAAAUGAUCAAACGCUCAGAUUCUGCCUUCUUCUGGGAGGAGCGUGACAUCAUGGCGUUUGCUGACAGCCCAUGGGUCGUACAGCUGUGCUGUGCGUUCCAGGAUGACCGUUCUCUUUACAUGGUAAUGGAAUACAUGCCAGGAGGAGAUCUUGUCAAUCUCACCAGUACAUAUGAUGUCCCAGAGAAGUGGGCAAAGUUUUACACUGCUGAGGUUGUGUUGGCUCUGGACGCCAUUCACUCUAUGGGCUUUGUCCACCGAGACAUCAAACCAGACAACAUGCUGCUGGACCGCUACGGACACCUCAAACUUGCCGACUUUGGGACCUGCAUGAAAAUGGAUGGGACGGGGAUGGUUCAUUGUGACACUGCGGUCGGGACCCCUGAUUACAUCUCGCCGGAGGUUCUUAAGUCUCAGGGAGGGGAUGGAUACUACGGACGCGAGUGUGACUGGUGGUCAGUUGGAGUAUUUAUCUACGAGAUGCUGGUUGGUGAUACACCGUUUUAUGCAGAUUCUCUGGUCGGGACCUACAGUAAGAUUAUGGACCAUAAGAACUCCCUUAACUUCCCCGAUGACGUUGAGAUCUCUCAAGAAGCCAAAAACAUCAUCUGUGCCUUCCUAACAGAGAGGGAGAUUCGACUGGGACGAAAUGGUGUAGAAGAAAUUAAAAAACAUCCUUUCUUCAAAAACGACCAGUGGACAUUCAACACCAUCAGAGAGACUGCAGCACCUGUGGUUCCAGAGCUGAUAAGUGACAUAGACACCAGUAAUUUUGAUGAGAUAGAGGAAGAUAAAGGAGAAGUAGAGACCUUUCCCACACCUAAAGCCUUCGUUGGAAAUCAGCUGCCCUUUGUGGGGUUCACUUACUUUAAAGAAGACCAGUUGUUGAAUGCUGUUAACAGUUCAGCAAUGAAAAAAGAUCAAGUAUCCAAGACAGAGGACAGUUUAGCUCUCCAGAAGAAAAUUAACUCUUUAGAAGAGCAGCUCAACAAUGAAAUGCAGACCAAAGAGGAGUUGGAGCAAAAAUACAGAAGCAACUGUAGCCGCCUUGAGAAGAUCACCAAAGAGCUUGAUGAAGAAAUGAAUAGCAGAAAAGGGUUGGAGACGACUCUGAGACAGCUGGAGAGAGAGAAGGCUCUCCUGCAGCACAAGAGCGUAGAGAGUCACCGCAGGGCAGAGAGUGAAGCCGACCGCAAACGCUGCUUAGAGAAUGAAGUGAACAGUCUGAGGGAUCAGCUGGAUGAAAUGAAGAAGAAAAACCAGAACUCUCACAUCUCCAAUGAGAAGAACAUCCACCUGCAGAAACAGCUGGAUGAGGCAAACGCGUCACUGCGGGCGGAAUCUGAUGCUGCUGCCAGGCUGCGUAAAGCUCAGACAGAGAGCUCAAAACAGCUGCAGCAGCUGGAGGCUCACGCGAGAGAACUGCAGGACAAAUGCUGCAUGCUAGAGAACAGCAAGCUCACACUAGAGAGAGACAACAUCAGCCUGCAGGCCGCGCUGGACGCAGAGAAACGAGAGCACACCCAGGGCUCUGAGACCAUCUCUGAUCUACAGGCACGCAUCUCUGGUUUGGAGGAGGAAGUGAAACAGGUGAGACAGGCCCUGUCUAAAGCUGAGACGGAGAAAAGGCAACUCCAGGAGAAGCUUACAGACCUGGAAAAGGAGAAGAGCAAUAACCAGAUUGACAUGACCUAUAAGCUGAAGAUUUUGCAGCAGGGUUUGGAGCAGGAGGAGGCGGCACACAAGGCCACAAAAGCUCGACUUGCUGAUAAGAACAAGAUCAGCGAGUCCAUCGAAGGAGCCAAAUCUGAGGCUGUGAAGGAGCUGGAACAGAAGCUGCAGGAGGAACGUUCCUCUAAACUGCGUGUGGAGAACAGGGUGUUAGAACUGGAGAAGAAGAACUCCAUGCUUGACUGCGACUAUAAACAGUCACUGCAGAAACUAGAGGAAUUGCGACGACGCAAAGAGAGACUCACAGAAGAGGUGAAUAAUCUGAGUCUGAAGAUUGAGCAAGAGAUUCAGAAACGCGCUUUGACUCAGAAUGACCUAAAGGUUCAGAACCAGCAGCUCAACACCCUGCGAACUUCAGAGAAACAACUCAAACAGGAGAUAAACCACCUGUUGGAAAUCAAACGCAGCCUAGAGAAGCAAAAUAUGGAACUGCGCAAGGAGCGUCAGGAUUCUGAUGGACAGAUGAAGGAACUACAGGAUCAGUUAGAGGCAGAGCAGUAUUUCUCUACGCUGUAUAAGACACAGGUGCGGGAGCUGAAGGAAGAGUGCGAGGAGAAAAAUAAACUCUAUAAAGACAUGCAGCAGAGUCUACAGGAGCUACAGGAGGAAAGGGAUUCUCUUGCGGCCCAGUUAGAGAUCACACUAACGAAGGCUGACUCGGAGCAGCUGGCGCGCUCCAUUGCAGAGGAGCAGUAUUCCGACCUGGAGAAGGAGAAGAUCAUGAAGGAGCUGGAGAUCAAAGAGAUGAUGGCCAGACACAGACAGGAGCUCGCUGAAAAAGACACCACCAUCACCUCAUUAGAGGAAGCUAAUCGCACAUUGACGAAUGAUGUGGCAAACUUGGCCAAUGAGAAAGAAGAACUGAACAACAAAGUAAAGGAAACACAAGACUACCUGCAGAAUCUCAAGAAUGAAGAGCAGUCCAUCAUUCAAGUGAAACUAGCCCUUGAGAAACAGCUUCAGUCGGAGAGAACUCUCAAAACACAAGCGGUGAACAAGCUGGCAGAGAUCAUGAAUAGAAAGGAGGUCAGAGGUGGUGGAAGUCGCCGUGGAAAUGAUACAGACGUGAGGAGGAAGGAGAAAGAAAACAGGAAGUUGCAGCUGGAGCUGCGUUCUGAGAGGGAGAAGCUCAACAGCUCUAUCAUCAAAUACCAGAGAGAAAUCAAUGACAUGCAAGCGCAACUGGCAGAAGAGUCUCAGGUGCGUGUCGAGCUGCAGAUGGCUCUGGACAGUAAAGACAGCGAUAUCGAGCAGCUGCGCUGCCUGCUGAACUCUCUAAACGUCCAGUCGCUGGACUCUGCCAGUAUGAGCAGCGGCCCAGAAAUGGACACUGAUGAAUCACUAGCAGAGACAAGACUGGAGGGUUGGCUAUCUUUACCAGUGAGGAACAACACCAAACGAUUUGGGUGGGAAAGGAAGUAUGUUGUGGUGAGCAGCAAGAAGAUUCUCUUCUACAACAGUGAGCAGGACAAAGAGCUUUCCAAUCCUUACAUGGUGUUGGACAUAGAUAAACUUUUUCAUGUGCGUUCGGUGACCCAGACGGACGUCUACCGUGCUGACGCCAAAGAGAUCCCCAGAAUAUUCCAGAUCUUGUACGCUAAUGAGGGUGAAAGCAAGAAAGAGCAAGAACUGGAACCUCUUCCUGGGGACAAGUCCAGCUACAUUUGCCAUAAGGGUCAUGAGUUCAUUCCCACCCUGUACCACUUCCCAACGAACUGUGAAGCCUGUACCAAACCCCUGUGGAACAUGUUUAAACCACCUCCAGCUCUCGAGUGCAGACGAUGUCACAUCAAGUGCCACAAAGACCACAUGGACAAGAAAGAGGAAAUCAUUGCUCCGUGUAAAGUGAACUAUGACGUGUCUACGGCUAAAAAUCUGCUGCUGUUAGCAUUGUCUCAGGAGGAACAGCAGAAGUGGGUUAGUCGGCUCAUGAAGAAGAUCCCCAAAAAACCUCCAGCACCAGAUGCCACUCACCGCUCUUCUCCCAGAGCUCCUGUUAAAGUACAAAACAGUCAGUCCUUAAAGAGAUCCAGCCGACCAAUACCCCCCGGCAAACCCAGGUCUGUACACAACAUAAUGGACCCAACAGCAUGUGCAGAGAAAUCCGGCUUCAUCUACCACAAGGGACAUGAGUUUAUUCCUUUAUUCUACCACUUUCCUGCCAACUGCGAGGCCUGUACCAAACCCCUGUGGAACAUGUUCAAACCUCCUCUGGCUCUGGAAUGCCAGAGAUGUCAGAUCAAAUGCCACAAGGAGCACAUGGACAAGAGAGAGGAAAGUCUCGGACCCUGUACUCCAGACCAGUUCAACACUGGAUGAGAGGAGGAGACUGCCGGCCUGGAAGUUGGAUGGAGGAUGUAUCAAAUGUUUAUUUGUUAGGAUGCUUCAGAAUGCUUCAUUGAGCCUUCAAUGUUUAAAUCACGGUGUCUGACUAACAGAAUAACAUUUACGGUCUUUGCUAAUGGUGGCUUGCCGGAUAGAAAGCUUAAACAGUGUUAUGCUGGGCUACCUUUUGUAACUUUGGAUGCAAGAUGACAGCUUAGACAUUAACAAAGCACUUUUUCUCUUUUGUAUCAAAUCAGGUUUUUAAUUGUGACUAAGAACACUGAAUUUGAAGGCUAAAUACUAAAAGUAUGUGUCAGAAGAAGACUUAAAACUUCUCACAAGAGCUCUGUAUCUUCAAAUUGAUUGCACAUUUAGCAUUAAAAUCAGGAUGCAUACAGAUAUACAGCCUUUAAAGCUUCAGCAGUGGACAGUGGCUGAUCUUAUUUUUAAGGUGUAGCUCUAGUAAUUACCUCUUAGCUUCAUCUUAGCAAACUACCUCCAGGCCUUACUGAGACGAGGUUGGUGAAAGCUUGGCUGAAUGCUUUCUCCUCCACCUGCAGGCUUCUGGAUCCGGAGCUUCAGGACUGGCACUGGGCUCUGGAUGACGUGGAUGUUGUAGAUUAUGACCAUACGUUUCAUUUCUGAGGAGCAUGUGUAGGGUGGAAACAGGGUAACUUCUUAACAUAGGGGCUCUGUUCCAAAACCUCCUAAACCACCCACUCUGCAACAUUUAGAUUAUUUGCUGUCAUAUAAUACACACUAAGGUAAUAUUUACAGUUAUUAAUUUGAUAACAUAAAUUAAAGAAAUGUAUAUACAGUACAUUAUUAUGUUGCUAAACGAAAUAGAAUUUUAAUAUCAGACGUUUAUCAGUUUGGGGUCAGUCAGAUUUUAAAAAAAAUAUAUUUUUGAAAGAAGUUUUUUAUGCUCAACAGAGCUGUAUUUAUUUGGUUAGAAAUACAGUAAUAUUGUAUAUGAAAUUUACAGAAAUAUUGUUCACAAAUAUGGAUACAAUUGAAAAUAACUUGGUUUUUAUUUGAAUAUAUUUUAAAGUGUAAUUUAUUCCUCUGAUGGCAAAGCUGAAAUUUCGGCAGGCAUCACUCCGGUCUUCAAUGUCACAUGAUUCUUCAGAAAUAGUUAUAUGCUGAUUUAAUGCUCAAGAAACAUUUUAUUAUUAAUGUUGAAAACAGUUGUGCUGCUUAAUAUUUUUGUAAAUAGUUCAAAAGAACAGCAUUUAUUUGGAAAAUAAAUCUUUAGUAACACAAGUGUCUUGACAGUCACUUUAGUCAUUUUAAUGCUUUCUUGUAAAAUAAAACUAUUAAUCUCCUUAAAAAAACCAUCUUGCUGACCCUAGAACAAAAUGUAUUAAUAAAACCAGUUAAAUCAAAUUAAAAAAGUUUUUUAAUCCACUUUUUGCAUGUUUAUUUUGUAUGUAAAUAUUUAUAUGCUAUUUGUGCUAACACUAGACUCUAGGCUGCUCACUUGGUUUUGGAACAGAGUCGUGGAGUGACUUUUUUGUGUGUGCAGUUGGAUUUGUUUGCCUUUGCAACAAAUUGAAGCAUGUUUGAGUGUUAACUGUUUGUUUGAAAGAUUUGGUCAAGAUGGGAUAUGGAGAACUUGCCAUGACCCAGCAGAAGUUUCUUUACCAAUUCUCAUGAACACCCUCUCUGCCCUCCAAGCCCACAGCAGGCACUCUUCAAAGCAAAGCUGAACAGUUUCUCCAAUCAUUUCUCAUUUACUAUUAAAGGAGAGGAGGUUUGUUCAGAGAAUUGGCAUUUGGCCUGCCUGUGUUUCUUAUUUGACCUUUGACCCUCUUGCCCUAGUCCCCCUCGACUGGACAUGCCAAAGAUGAGGCGAGAAGACUCCACCAACAGCCUUCUGAACAAAUGAGUCCGUUUGAUUACCAUGUUUACAAACUCUUUAAGAAGAAGACACUAUUUUUAUUUCUAGGUCUUUUUUAUUUGUUCCCUUUUGCUAUGAAAGUGUGCCACUUGUGUGUGUUUGCAGGUGUGUUGAUCUGCUUCUCUUGAGCAUGAUGGCACGCUGUGGUGCUUUCUUUUUUUAUAUGAACGAAGGAUUUUUCUUUCCUCUUGGGUUAAAAUGUGGUGAAACUAACUUUCUCUUUGUCUUUCUCGAUUUCUCCCUCAUUCUCUAGUUAACCUUGUAUUGGGAUUCUGGUGCUGCUACAUGGUGAUUUGGGGUUCUUCCUAUCACAUCAACAAAAGACCUUUAUAACUUUUCGCACAUUUUGGCAAAUCCCAAAAAAGUGAGAGAUGUACAAAUGUUGAAGAAGGCUUUGCUGUCGUGAUAUGGCUUUUAUUCUCUGGGCAUACGGUUGCUUCGACUUCAACAGCACAACAGUUCUACACAAAACUAAAGGGUCAGCGUCACACCAAACUACUUCAUUCAAGGCCAGAGUUGACCUGAACGCUAAGACUGAACCCCGCUGGACCGGCCAGAGAAUGUGGACGACAACUGGGUCCGACCAUAGUCUUUUUUUUUUUUUUUUAAUGGCUGAAUAUAGACAGUAGUGCAACACACCACAUAGAGUAAACGGCUAGAAAACACCACUACAUAUGUUUCUCAUUACUUACAUAAAUGCAAUGAAACUGUAGUGUUUCUUCUUGUAGUGUUUUUACUUUUGUUUACCCCACUGUGUGAUCAAAGCUUGAUUAAACCUUCUCCCAUGCAUCCCAUAAUGCUCUCCUGGACACCUGCACUGCUCACUCCUCAGUAUGAAUCGAAUGUAAUGAUGGUAUGAUUAACAGAUCAACAUCUAGAUGUGAGCUGUGCACGUGGGCAGGAGUUUCUUUUUUUUUUUUGUGAUUUGAAGUCAGUUUUUUGUUUGUUUCUUCACCCUAGCAAACAGUGUGUAUCUCUGGGUGUGCUGUGACUGCAUAUCAGUGUUCUUUUACACGUUAUAUAUAUAAAUAUAUGAAUAUACAGCGUAUAUUUGACCUGCCGUCUUACCAGUUGGUUUGCUAUUUAUACAGGUCUGGGCACUUUUUUUAUUUUAUUUUUAAAGCUCUGCCUCCAGAUUUGCAUGUUUUAUAUUGAUGUACUGUUUGACAAUAAAAUGAAAAGCAUAUGUAGCUUUGUUGUUUGGAAACCCUGUAUAACUUUUGCUUAUUUUUGUAAACACAAGUAGUUGGUUAAAUGGGUAUAUAGCUGUGAAUGUAGUAAAAAGGAAGUAAAGUUUUAAUAUAAACAAUGUGGUCAUUACUUUGUCUGCUUCUAUCACAGAAGUUAUACAUU